Messenger RNA from Triticum urartu, 2125 nucleotides. Its product is annotated as serine/threonine-protein kinase AtPK2/AtPK19. NCBI's taxonomy places the organism in Eukaryota, Viridiplantae, Streptophyta, Magnoliopsida, Poales, Poaceae. Gene Ontology annotation, molecular function: protein serine/threonine kinase activity; ATP binding. The record is from RefSeq and is a predicted model, not a curated record. Gene Ontology annotation, biological process: protein phosphorylation.
AGUCCACCAAUGUGAGCCCGCCACGCGUCCCCUUACGGUUACCGGAGCCCCGCACACCACGCCCCUAUUCUAUAAUAGGAGCCCCCUCGCCGCCCCGCCGCAGGGGAUCGCCGUGCACACGCCGCCGCUUCCAGCCGCCCCCCUCACCCUCCGCAAAGCCCAUAGACAAGUUGAUCUCAUGUAUUCAGGAAGAACAGUGGCAUCCAGAGUUUCCUGUUCGUCGGGAAACAACGGAAGCUUCCCACCCUGCCUUCACCCGGGAUUCCUUGGAUUUCCUGUUGUCUCCGUGAACUUCCACUUGUUCAAGGCCAUUGUUCGCAGCCCUGCAUCUUCUGUUGUCUUGGGUAUUUGUGGAAGGAGCCUCCCUUAGACAGAGCUGCCCCAUAAGGUGUUCAUUCUAUAUUUCUGAGAAUUGGUAGUGGGAAGCCGUGCAGCUACCGCUAGCUUUCAUCAAGAUUCUCAAAGUGUUGAAUCUUGGUUCCUGAAGAUGGUUUCCUCUGAGAUACCUUCAGUUACAACAACCCAUACACAACGCCCCAAGCUCUUUACAGGGAUGAUACUUCUGCCAAAAGGGCCUCCAGAUGUUGUCCUUCCUGAAAAUGUUGAGUUUGAUUUUAACGAUGUUUUUGGUGCUACGGCGGUCCAGACCCCCACAGAAGUAAGCAUUCUCACUCCAGGCAGCCCUGCACCUUUGGCCGAGUCGAAUGAGGAGGUUUACAAUGACCCUGUAGUCAUUACCAAGCGAUCUCAUUCUCUUGUUGGCCCAACUUCACUUGUUAGCCAAUCCUUGCCACUUAGUAAGCUUACUCUACAUGAGUCCGAGAGCUCAUUAGAUCUGCUAGAGUGUCUUUCUAAAGAAAAGAAAAGUGGCCAGGGGAGUCUUAGUGAUGAAGAGCUCAAUGAUACAACAAAGGAGAAUGAGGCUGUUGGACUCGAUGACUUUGAACUCUUGAAGCUUGUUGGCCAAGGGGCAUUUGGCAAAGUCUAUCAGGUGAGAAGGAAGUGUACUUCAGAUAUCUAUGCAAUGAAAGUCAUGAGGAAAGACAAGAUUUUGGAGAAGAACCAUGCUGAGUACAUGAAAGCAGAGAGAGAUAUACUGACAAAAGUUGAUCAUCCUUUUGUGGUGCAGCUGCGGUACUCCUUUCAGACUAAGUACCGACUUUAUCUAGUCUUGGACUUUGUAAAUGGGGGCCAUCUCUUCUUUCAGCUUUACCAACAAGGCUUGUUUAGGGAGGAGCUUGCACGCAUCUAUACUGCUGAAAUUGUAUCUGCUGUAGCCCACCUUCAUGCCAAUGGGAUUAUGCAUAGAGAUCUGAAGCCUGAGAACAUCUUAUUGGACGCUCAUGGCCAUGCCAUGCUAACUGAUUUUGGCCUGGCAAAGGAGUUUGAUGAGAACACUAGGUCAAAUUCAAUGUGCGGCACUGUGGAGUAUAUGGCCCCAGAAAUUGUUCAGGGCAGAGGUCAUGAUAAAGCUGCAGACUGGUGGAGUGUGGGGAUCCUUCUUUUCGAAAUGCUUACGGGCAAGCCCCCAUUUUUUGGUGGAAACAGGGACAAGAUUCAGCAGAAGAUAGUGAAGGAGAAGAUGAAGCUUCCGACGUAUUUGUCUAGUGAGGUUCACUCUCUGCUGAAAGGGUUACUGCACAAAGAAGCUGGCAGGCGACUUGGAAGUGGACCGGGCGGCAGUGACGAAAUAAAGAACCACAAGUGGUUCAAGGCAGUGAACUGGAAGAAACUAGAGGCUCGACAGAUCAAGCCAAGCUUCUGCCCAAAUGUUGCUGGGCAGACCUGCAUUGCAAACUUUGACGAGUGCUGGACGAGUAUGCCGGUGCUGGACUCUCCCGUGGCCAGCCCUGUUGCUGCAGAUAGCAACUUCGUGGGGUUCAGUUACGUGCGGCCGGAGCCAUUCCUUCAAAAGCCGAGUCCUCUAGGCUAAAGACUACUUUAUAAUUGUGGUAUCUAAGAAAUCCAGUAUCUUAUCUUUGCUCAAGACUGUAAGAUGAACCUGCUGUUGUGCUUGUUUUAGACUUCAUUUGUCUAUCACCCAAGAGGGGGCUUGGGACUUGGCAAUGACUUUGUGGCAAUUCGUUUGUUUCUUUUACUCUUUAGUUGCAUCUUAAUUACUUUC